AUGGUGCACAUUAGCAGUAUAGCAGUCGGUUUUGUUGCGCUAUGUUCUCUGGUUUCGGCAGACAUUGUCAGGAUUCCAACGAAAUUAUCAUACAGGACGGCAUCCGCACCAAACCUUGGAGCAUCAGUAAAGCUAGCCGUCGCUGCUGAUGAGGGGCUUAAAUAUUCGGGUGCUCUUGUUGGAACCGUGAGCUUGGGUACUCCUGCUCAAACUUUUGGAGUCAUUCUUGAUACAGGAUCGCAAACAUUCUGGGUCAGAGGAUACAAUUGUGUUCGAUCAGCUUCAUGUUUGGCUACCGACACUGGAUUCAAUCCUACCAAAUCAACAACCUACGUUGCUGGUUCGGCCGUAUCAUUUGAAUUGGGUCCCUACGGUGAUGGAUUGGAUGCAUUUGGUCUUGGAGGAAUAGAUACUAUGGUUAUGGCUGGUAUUUCAGUCGCCAAGUCGCCAUUCUACUAUGCUACAAAUAUUACAGUUGGCUCCAGUUCAUUGGGUGCUGAUGGUAUCAUGGGCAUCCCCGCUGCCAAUUUGGCCAAUUCCUCAUUUGAUCAACAAUAUGUUCCAGGCACUUUGGCAGCUGCAGGUGCUCUGACAUCAAACAUUUGGGGCUUUUGGUAUAACAACUCCCAAACCACCGUGGGAACCAAUUACCUUGAUGGGCAAUUAAGUUUGGGUGGAAUCGACACCGCUUUAUAUACGGGCUCAAUCAGUUGGGCCCCAUUAUUGUGGCAACCUAGCACCCUUCCAGCAGCCCUCAUUUCGUUAUCAGCUUACUGGUUUGUUUCAUUGACAAGCAUAACAGUUGGUAGCAGUGGAAAUGUAUUGUCAACUACAACUGCCCCAGCAUAUGCUGGUCAAAAGUCCAGUUCCGGUUUCGCCAUCAAUGGUGCUGGUGAAAUUCCAUUCUUGGUUGACACUGGAACCACUUUAACCAUCUUGCCAACUGGUGUUGUUGCUGCUAUUGCAUCAGCACUCAAGGCUAAAACAUACGCUGGUGCUGGUACCACUGGCGUGUAUGGACCAAAUUGUAAUUCAUUGGCGUUUACCUCAUAUCCAAAUAUUACAUUCACAUUGGGAGGACAAACACUAACCGUGCCUCCAACUGGAUAUACCAUCCCCGAUAGCAAUAACAACUACUGUAAUGGAUUCUUCAUCUUCCAAGGAAGUGCCAGUGCCCCAUUGAAUGGCGGUAUCUUGGGUAACUUACAACAGAGUAACUACUACAACCUCUUUGAUUGGUCUGGCCGUCAAAUUGGGUUUGCAACUCCCUCGGUGACCGGAGCUGGGUCUGGAACCUCGUUUAGCAAUAGUACAACAUCACCUGGUACUGGCAGUGGCACUGGUACUGGUACUACGACCGGCUCGACCAAGUCUUCAGCUCCAGUGAGAAAGAGUUCUGGCACUGUGAUGGCAGCCUUGGCCUUGGCUGCCGUGUCCGUCCUCUUCUUGUAG
This is a messenger RNA of Synchytrium microbalum, 1452 nucleotides long. RefSeq lists its product as uncharacterized. Gene Ontology annotation, molecular function: aspartic-type endopeptidase activity. NCBI's taxonomy places the organism in Eukaryota, Fungi, Chytridiomycota, Chytridiomycetes, Synchytriales, Synchytriaceae. The transcript has 15 exons. The coding region runs from base 1 to 1452 and encodes 483 amino acids. Gene Ontology annotation, biological process: proteolysis. The record is from RefSeq and is a predicted model, not a curated record.